UAAUAAUCUCAUACCACUAACCAAACCCCGAACCAUUUAAAAUUUAUCGAACGGUCGAAUUUCAUUUCCAAGACGACGCCGUUCGUCCGAACCUCUCUUCAUCAUUUCGACACAGUGAGCCAAUUUAGAUGAAAAUGGAGAAACUGGAGCGUCAUAAAAUCGUCAAGAGACGAGUUUUCUUGAUUUUCAAGUGAUUUCAUUCAAAAUCCUGAUUUGAAAAAUCAUACAUGAAGAUGAUUCUCAAGACUAAAGAUCACUGGGCUUUUUUGGAUGAGAUUGAGGCACCAAUGUGGGUCGAUCUUACCUUAGAAGAAGCUAAAUCUGAUAGCCAAGACUGUGAUGAUGAGUGGUUCUACACAAGCCACCUGUUCCACCAAUUUUCUUCUCGUCAGUUAAAGGCUGCAUUUGCUCAUGCUGGUGAGGAGAGUUUAAAUCCAGACUUUGGCUUAAGGGGAACUUCUCCGAAGCUUCCAUCCUCUGUAUCAAGAUCUAGAGGUAAGGACUAUAGGAGCAAGAACUGGAGAAGAGACAAUCAUGAUGUCUCAUUGAAUAAACCACACCCUGUCAAGCUUUUAAGUGGGAAGUCUUCAUUAGUGGGUUUAGGAUCUGGUAAGAAGAUGAAACCUAGGCCAAGCUUUAUGAAGCCAAAUUCUUUACAAGUUGGUUUGGGAUCCACAGAGGAAAUAAAACCCAAACUGAGCUUUGUAAAUUCAAAAGGAACGUCCAAUUUGAAAAGAAGUUUGGUUUGUGAGAGGAGUUCAAUUAGUAAUGCCCAGGGAAGCUCUUGGAUACCUAUAUCAGUUUGUGAGGGUUCAGAGAACAGUUCAAGCUCUACGGUGGAUAAGGGAGGUGAAAGCAAUCCAGGAAGCACAGUUACAUCUGAGAGUAAUUUGCUAGGUCAGCAAAAGUUCCUUGAGGUAUCAAGUCGAGCAUUUGGUCACACAAGUGACCUACUAUCAGCAGUAAGGAUUACUCUUAGGAAAAGUUGUAUUACGAGACAAGCAUCAAGAGUGGAGACAAAUAGUGAUCGGAAGCAGUCAACAGAGACUAAAGAUGAUAGGAGGCAGUCAAAGAUAGAGAUCAAUAAAGAAGGAUGUGAAUCAAGAGACCGUAAAUCUUCUUCAAGCAAGUCUAGUGUGGGGUCAUCUUCAGUCCCUGGCUUGGAUAGUAAGAGUUCAGAAUUUAUAUCAACCAGGAAAAAAGAAAAAACCCCAGAUAGUAGACAUGUGACAAGAAUGAGUGAAGCACGGGCUAUCAGAGUGGAUGUCCCUAAUGUGUCCAAGGAUUCUACUGUUCAAUUUAAGGAAGGAACUAUGAACUCUAUAAGGGGAGAUAAGACUUCUGUUGCAAAGUCAAAUUAUAAGCAAAUGACAAAAUCAAAGGUGAGGACCAUACAAACAGUCCCUGGUUUUGAUGGUAAGAAGAGUUCAACACUUAUAUCAACAACAAGAAGGAAAAAAGAAAAAACCCUAGGAAGUAGACAUGUGACAAGAAUGAGUAAAGAACAAGCCGUCAGAGUGAAUGUCCCUAAUGUGUCAAAGGAUUCCAUUGUUCGAGUUAAGGAAGGAACUAUGAACUCUAUAAGGAGAGAUAAAAUUAUAAUUACAAAUUCGAAUUAUAAGGAAAUGGCAAAAUCAAAGGUUCAAUCUCUUCAUGCCAAAUCUUCGCUGCCGCUUAGAGUUAAUGAACAGAAGUCUUCUUCUGGAGAUAUGAAAGCUAGAGAGAAAGUGGAAUUGGGGGGUCUCAACAGAAUGGUGGGUAGCGGAAAAGAGAAUUCAACAGUCAGAGUGUCUGCAAGUCAGAAAUGCAAUGACAGGAAGAAUCCUUCUGGAAGUAUUAGGGGUCCAACUGGUACAAAACAUAAUGUACCACAAAAAAGUAAUACAAGAGUAUUGGCUGGUCCAAAGGUAAAAAUCAGUGAUCGAAGUGAAGGGAUGAAUGAGAGGGUCUACAUCAGAUGAGGGAGAAUAUAUAUGGUUUUAAUAGCACAAUGGAAAAAGCUGGAGUUAUGUGAGGCAAAUGGCUGUGUUUCAGCUUUUAUCCCAGUAUUUGGUGGUAAAUUUUGGUCACUUCUUUGACAAAGCUGAGACCCAGAUGAUUUUUCUUCACAUUUUUUUUGUUAAUGUUUCCAUACAAACUCCUUGAACUUGGAAUCAUACAUGAAAUCUUUCCUCACAGCUUUCAAGGAUUUCAUAUUCUUUUACUUGGCAGCUUUAUAUCUCAACUUCUA
Mangifera indica (mango) is the source of this 2230-nucleotide messenger RNA. RefSeq names its product micronuclear linker histone polyprotein-like. NCBI's taxonomy places the organism in Eukaryota, Viridiplantae, Streptophyta, Magnoliopsida, Sapindales, Anacardiaceae. The record is from RefSeq and is a predicted model, not a curated record. The transcript has 6 exons. The coding region runs from base 228 to 1961 and encodes 577 amino acids.